AUGUCGGGCGUGGUCGCCACCGAGACCGUCCGGGCCCGAGCCAAAACCCCCGCCUCAGGGGCCGUCGCCCGGGAAGGGCGCUUCUCCUUCUCCGUGGACUCGAUCCUCGCCAGCGCGCCGCCGAAGGACGCGCCGAAGGACGCGGCCGCCGACGCCCUCCACCCGCCGCAGACGUCGCCGGAGGAGCCGCUCUCGCCCGCCGAGGACAGGCUCUCCGCCAAGCCCCUGGAGCCUGCCCGGGGCUUGGCCUCCGAACCUGCUCCUCCACCACCAGCUGGCCCUCCGCGCCCUCACCAAGUCUCCGGAGCCGCCGAAGUUCCUGGGGCCCGUCAAAGUGACCCUUCGGAAGCACAAGCCCAACCGGAAGCCGCGCACGCCCUUCACCACGCAGCAGCUGCUGGCGCUCGAGAAGAAGUACCGCGAGAAGCAGUACCUGAGCAUCGCCGAGCGCGCCGAGUUCUCCGCCUCGCUCAGCCUGACGGAGACGCAGGUCAAGAUCUGGUUCCAGAACCGCCGCGCCAAGGACAAGCGCCUCAAGGAGGCCGAGCUGGAGAGGCUGCGCUACAGCUCGCGGCCGCUCCUGCCGCACACGCCCCUCCUGCCGCCCGCGUCCUUGCUGCCGCCCUUCCUCCUGCCGCCGGCGCUGUCGCACCCGCACCAGCUGCCUCCCAGCUUGCGGCACAUCCCCGGCCAGGACCCGCGGCCGCCGCAGCCCUUCUCCGUGCCCUCCAGCGCCGCGGGGGGGGCAGCAGGGGCGCCCUGUCUCCAGUAGCUCCUCCCCUCUCCUCCUCCCGCCCUUCCCCUUCCUCCCCCGCACGGAGCACAAGAGGAGAACAAAUAACACAGGCGGACCGCGGAGGACCAGGGAACCCCAGGCUUUCCGAGCUAGUGUGCCGCCGCGUCCGCCCUGCCUGUUAUCAGGACGAAAACAGACAUACCAAAGAUUGCACUUCUUACGGAGUGCCGUGAAAUAUAUAGCACCGUUUUAAGAUAUUGCUCUUGACAAGAGAAUAAAUAUUGUAUUAUGUUUCA
This is a messenger RNA of Penaeus monodon (black tiger shrimp), 1032 nucleotides long. RefSeq names its product homeobox protein XHOX-7.1'-like. Gene Ontology annotation, molecular function: DNA-binding transcription factor activity, RNA polymerase II-specific; RNA polymerase II transcription regulatory region sequence-specific DNA binding. Gene Ontology annotation, biological process: embryonic morphogenesis; regulation of transcription by RNA polymerase II. Gene Ontology annotation, cellular component: nucleus. NCBI's taxonomy places the organism in Eukaryota, Metazoa, Arthropoda, Malacostraca, Decapoda, Penaeidae. The record is from RefSeq and is a predicted model, not a curated record.